Molecule: messenger RNA, 1110 nt
Organism: Cylindrotheca closterium
Lineage: Eukaryota; Bacillariophyta; Bacillariophyceae; Bacillariales; Bacillariaceae
Source: the annotation of a GenBank genome assembly
AUGACCAAUUAUCAAAGGUUUUGUCGAUUGGUAUUUCCUAUAGCUUGCUCCCUACUCUUACUCCUGCGAGUCCUGGGGCAGUCACAAUAUGGUGCUCAAUACAUAUCUCAAGCAAAAGGUUGGGCGGCCAUUGAACAGAAGGGUACUGAUGCAUCAAAUCCAGUAGAUAUUAAUCAAACACUAUCAUCAUUAGAAGGAUUGAAUACAAGUACAAGUUUGCCCAUUGUUGAGCAGAACAAAAAUUCAUCUCGAUCAACAGUACCAACAAUUGAUGUCAAAUUGCAAGCACUUUCCGAAGGUUUGGGUAGUAAUACAAGUUAUUUGCCCAUUAUUCAAAAGAACAAUGAAACAACAAAAUAUCUUUGUAUAGGCCCCCUUUGGGCCGGAAACAGUAACAAAAUCCUAGAAUUGGCGAGAGGGAAGAAAAAGGCGGAACAGUUGGGGUUCGAGCUUGCGGUGGUGGAUUCCGAGAGUUAUGGCUGGUAUAAUUCAUGGUUCGGUCCAUCGCCACAUGUGACGCUACCAGCGCCCAAUGAAACACUGCAUUGCGUCAAAAAUAUGACUGGCAAAGAAAUCUUUUACGCCAAAUUCGACAACCCAGAAGGUAUCCCCUAUCUACCUCAAAUUCCGAAAUAUUUCUUGCCUCGGAAAGAUUUGAGGGAGCGUGCUCAACAAGCAUUGGUCGAAACCUACGGAAAAGAUCCAAUAUUGACAGUGCAUCGUCGAAGCAUGAGCCUGUGGCGAGCGAACAAAUAUUGGAAAGGACAAGGCGGUGCGAACUGCUCCAAGUUACUCUCGGUGGCAAUGGUGAACUUGUCGUAUGCCUACGUGCAAGCCAAUCUCAAUCCUCGCAAUUUGUCCGUGGUCCUCUUUACCGAUGGCCUCACUCCGGCUCUGGACUCGACCUUUCCAGUGAUUGAUUCGCACAAUUUUACAGAGCAAAUAUGGAUGAUGGCAUCGAGUGACGAGCAUGUAGGCAUUCCUGUAUCCACUGUCGAUAUGAUUGUCAAUCAUUGGCGGUAUGCGCAAGGGAAUAGGAACAUUUCUCCACAUCAGUGCUAUUGGAAAUUCAAAGAGGAAUAUGCGAUGGAUCCUUCUCAUUUCUCGUGA